UGUUCCUUAUUUCCUGUCCAACGUGCAUGGAAAUGACUCGCGUGUACGAAUGUCUCAUCUCUCCUUUGUCAGGUGAUUUAAAGGCUUUGGACCGGAAUUCUCAUUUAGAACAACGGCAAGAAACUGAGCCGUUUAACUAGCUCGGUAUCUGGAAAACUGCUCCGUUUGGGGGAGAGAGAUGUCAUGAGGAAGUAACAUUGCAGUCUGCCCUGUUAACUUCAUGGGAAAAGAGGUUAAGAGGAAACUUUUAAAAGAAAAUAGAGUUUUUCCAGACUGAAGCUGAGGACUUGGCAAGAAAACACAAAAUGUCUCCUGAAUCAAAAAAACUUUUCAACAUAAUUAUUUUGGGAGUCUCAUUUAUGUUUAUAUUCACUGCUUUCCAAACAUGUGGAAAUAUUGCGCAAACUGUUAUCACAAAUUUAAACAACACAGAUUUUCAUGGCAGUGGCUACACAAGCAUGUCCAUUAUUUAUGGAGUAUUCUCUGCAUCAAAUCUUAUAUCACCUUCAGUGGUUGCGAUAGUAGGACCUCAACUCUCCAUGGUGGUUAGUGGCAUAUUUUAUAGCCUAUACAUUGCCAUUUUUAUCCAACCUGCUACAUGGGCUUUCUACACUGCUUCUGUUUUUAUUGGCAUUGCAGCUGCUGUACUCUGGACGGCACAGGGAAAUUGCUUGACUGUAAAUUCUGAUGAAAACACCAUUGGAAGGAACAGUGGAGUAUUUUGGGCACUCUUACAGUCCAGCUUGUUUUUUGGAAACCUCUAUAUAUACUUCGCUUGGCAAGGAAAAACUCACAUAUCAGAGAGCGAUCGCAGAACUGUCUUCAUUGCUCUGACUGUUAUCAGUCUUGUGGGCACAGUUCUGUUCUUUCUGAUUAGGAAACAAGAGGACACGAAAACUCCAGGGGAGGAAGAUUCUACUAAUGAAAUCCUGGGGGACAGCUCGUCUGCACAAAACAAAAUGACGAGAGCAGUGGCUGCCUUCAAGAAAUCUAUAAAGCUGAGCUUCACCAAAGAGAUUAUGCUUCUCAGUGUUACAACAGCCUACACAGGUUUGGAAUUAACGUUCUUUUCUGGAGUAUAUGGAACAUGUAUUGGUGCUGUGAAUAGGUUUGGCAGUGAGGAGAAAAGCCUUAUUGGUCUUUCUGGUAUUUUUAUUGGUGUUGGAGAAAUUUUAGGUGGAGGAAUCUUCGGUUUAUUGAGCAAGAAUAAUCGCUUUGGCAGGAACCCUGUUGUGAUGCUAGGCAUCGUUGUCCAUUUCAUAGCCUUUUACUUAAUUUUUUUCAACAUGCCAAAUGAUGCCCCUAUUGCUCCUAUGGAAGGAACAGAUGAUGUUGCUUAUAUGAUUCCAAGCAAAGAGGUGGCCAUAUUCUGCAGCUUUCUGCUGGGCCUGGGGGACAGCUGCUUCAACACCCAGCUCCUCAGCAUUUUAGGAUUCCUGUAUUCAGAAGACAGCGCUCCUGCCUUUGCCAUCUUUAAGUUUGUUCAGUCCAUCUGUGCUGCAGUUGCAUAUUUCUACAGCAACUACUUCCUUCUGCAGUGGCAACUCCUGAUCAUGGUGGUCGUGGGCUUCUUUGGAACAAUUACCUUCUUUACAGUGGAGUGGGAAGCAGCAGCAGCUCUUGUUGCCCGUGGCUCGGACUACAGCAGCAUUUGAUCUAGAUACCACGCCUAGUCCAACAUCAGGAAAAACACAGGCACACUUCUUGUGAAGUGAUGUGAGAAGGUGAAAAGAUCAAGUUGCUGCAGAGGCUAAGAUGGAGGAAGCUACUACUAAAUCACCCUCAGUCUAACUGAAUGUGAAACACGGGAGGAAAAAAUGCCAAAUUUGAAAGGCUUUUUGCUUGCUUUAAUCAACUGAGCAUGGUACUCGUGUUCUUAAAAAUCCGGUAUUAGAAAUGGAAGGAAAUGUAGAGAUCUAUGUACUGAACAAGUCUGUUCUGAGAUGUACGUUUCAGAAUGUAAUUGCCUAAUUUCACUUUACCAUGCACUACAGAAUUACAGUUUUGGCUUUUUUCCCCUAAACUAUUUUUUCCUAUAUUCUAGUUCUGCAGACACUUGAAUUCUUGUAUUGAAUGAGUGAUAUUUUUAUAAGGUACAUUAUAUCGCAGAAUGCAUCUGCACCACUGAGAAAUCAGCUUAUGUCAAUGACUUCUUCAACAAUUAGAUAUGCAGAAGU
This is a messenger RNA of Aptenodytes forsteri (emperor penguin), 2177 nucleotides long. RefSeq names its product major facilitator superfamily domain containing 11 (gene MFSD11). Lineage: Eukaryota; Metazoa; Chordata; Aves; Sphenisciformes; Spheniscidae. Bases 306 to 1655 code for a protein of 449 amino acids. The record is from RefSeq and is a predicted model, not a curated record. The transcript has 14 exons.